Macrobrachium nipponense is the source of this 375-nucleotide messenger RNA. RefSeq lists its product as uncharacterized. NCBI's taxonomy places the organism in Eukaryota, Metazoa, Arthropoda, Malacostraca, Decapoda, Palaemonidae. Bases 1 to 375 code for a protein of 124 amino acids. The record is from RefSeq and is a predicted model, not a curated record. The transcript is spliced from 5 exons.
AUGAUUCAGAACACGGACGAGGUUGCACUCCGAGACGAGGCGGCACCUCCAAGGACUUACGAAGCUAUGUUGAUACCCUUUAAUCUUCCAAAUCCCGAGAAUUCUCUUAUUGGUUUCUCCCAACAGGAAACUUCCCCAAUUAUCUCGGCGGUCACCACGACUGUGAGAGCACAAACAUCUGUUUGUGUACCAUCUAGUGUAUACCUUGCAUAUCCUGGUCAGCAGCGACUCGGUCCCACUCUGGCGUCGUCUCAUUGGCCACCUGAGGAGGAGGAGGAGGAGGAGGAGGAGGAGGAGGAGGAGGACGAGGAGGAGGAGGAGGACGAGGAGGAGGACGAGGAGGAGGCGGCAGCAGCAGCAUCGUAUUGUGAAUGA